AGUAUAGUUACUGCUAAUGAAUCAUUCCUAUGUUCACGCAUACACAGAAUAUAGCAUUUACAGAGAAAUCAGCUGUUUCAUUGUUUUUUAUCGAAUAUUAAUAUUAGUUUUCUUAUCUUCUAUUGACCUAUACUGAUUAUUAAAAUGAAUAGUUCAUCAGAUCCUAGACGUCCAGAACGAGAAGUACGAUACAAACCCAGUGUGUCAAGCAGCCAAAUGCAACCUGGUGAUAAUUCAACACCAGAUUACAUGAAUAUACUUGGAAUGGUCUUUAGUAUGUGUGGUUUAAUGAUGAGAUUGAAAUGGUGUGCAUGGGUUGCGUUAUAUUGUUCUUGCAUCAGUUUUGCCAAUUCAAAAGUGAGCGACGAUACUAAACAAAUUCUUAGUAGUUUUAUGUUAUCCAUAUCUGCGGUUGUAAUGUCAUACUUGCAAAAUCCACAACCAAUGACUCCACCUUGGGCAUCAACAAUGCAAUAAAAUUGUUUAAAAUUCCUUCAAU
This is a messenger RNA of Megachile rotundata (alfalfa leafcutting bee), 499 nucleotides long. RefSeq names its product protein Asterix. Gene Ontology annotation, biological process: protein insertion into ER membrane. Gene Ontology annotation, molecular function: protein folding chaperone. Gene Ontology annotation, cellular component: endoplasmic reticulum membrane. The record is from RefSeq and is a predicted model, not a curated record. NCBI's taxonomy places the organism in Eukaryota, Metazoa, Arthropoda, Insecta, Hymenoptera, Megachilidae.